Molecule: messenger RNA, 1381 nt
Organism: Juglans regia (Persian walnut)
Lineage: Eukaryota; Viridiplantae; Streptophyta; Magnoliopsida; Fagales; Juglandaceae
Product: histone H3.v1-like
Exons: 3
Coding region: 177-1034 (285 amino acids)
Source: RefSeq, a predicted model, not a curated record
AUUCUCAUCACUUUUCCUAUUAUUAACCCCCCACAACACCUGUACCAUUAUAACCAUCUGUGCACCAAUUUUUCCUGUGCUUCUAUUUAUUGCAAACCCGUCUUUGAUCCCCGAUUUCAAGUUCCCAGACUCUAACCCUUACUUUUCUAAAAUCUCCCCCCUGUUUCCCUUCUCCAAUGGGGUCUGGGAACUCGAAGCUCACCCCAGAAGGAGAGACAAUGCCCGCCAGAAUUCGUCCCGUUAUACACCGUUGGUUUGAGGAGAUAAAAAGACGUAGAAAUGCUAACAUGUCCAAGAAAGGACUACUUAAAAAUGCUGUGGAAGGGGAAGAAAGUUCAGGCCGGCCUCGUUCUCUACAUGAUAGAGAGAGCGAGAGCACAUCUUCAUUGCAUAAAAAUACAGCACCUUCAAAGGCAGCUAUGCCGGUCGUGGAAGAGAAGUCUGAUGCGGCAGUAGUACCCAGGCCUUUGGUGUCCGUCAAAACAAAUAAAGAAUCCAAGGAGCAUAAACAUGAUCCGGAGAUAUGUGGGAAACGGGACGUAAAAGGUGGCCGUGGAGAAGAAGAUGAAGAAGAAAAAGAAAACAAGGUGGUUGAGAAGGUCGUGGUUGUAGAGGAAGUGGUUGCGGUUCAUGAGGAGGAUCAUCAUGAUCAGGAAACAACAGAGGAGGAGGAGGAGGAGGAAGAUGAUGAACCAGACACGUACAUUUGCCCGGGAUCAUCGCCAAGUUUCAGAGUAUAUUGCGUCCACUCAACAGAUGAUGAGGAUGAGGAGGAGGAAGAGAUCAGCAAGAAAGGCAGCAGGCACAAAAAUUCACCCAGCACUGGUGAUAGUUUCGAGAGCAAUUUUAGCGAGGACCAGGAGAUCACGAGGACAAAGAAGAUCAAAGGAAACAAAGGAAGAAGAUUGAAGAGAGCAAUCCGUAAGAGCGGACCAGCUGUAAAGAAUCUAUUACAUGUGGCGACAUGUUACCACCCAGCGUGCUCUGGCCAGGAUAGAGCCCAUCUUCUUGAAGAAAAAGCACAAGCUGCUUGAUUAUCCUAUUCCUAGCAAUGCACAAGCUUUUUCAAUUUCCUCCAGCUUCUUAAUUUGUAGUUUCAAUGGCCUUUUUUAAUCUACUUUUCGUCUUAAUUAUUGUCAUGAUCUUCAUUCAAUCAUACUCGUUGAAAGUAGUAAUUAGUAUAUUUGAUAGUUUGAUGUGUCAAGUAUUUGAAUGGCAGCCACUUAACAUAUGCCUGUCACAUAAUUAAUAUGUAUAAUUAGAGAUGACAAAUUAAUCUUAGCCUUCUUAACCUCCUACUUCAAUGUACUUUUAGUGAUAGGUUGUAACCUCAUCAAUAUAUUUCUUCUGCAUCUAUUAAUAUCACUCUUUUGUUCUAGUA